AUGAAGUUCUCCGUCGUUCUCGCCACCCUCGCUGCCGUAGCCUCGGCUGCCCCCUCCGGGGAUAUCUCCUCGGCCGGCAACAGGGUCCAGAAGCGCGCCGUCUUCACGGCUAAGACCUUUGACGAGCUCUCCAUUAGCGGCGGCACCGCCGGUAAGGCCAAGGAGGAUGCCCUGGCGAAGUUCGCCGGCCUCCCGACGGACCUUUCCACCGUCGACAAGGCCGACCUCGACUUUCUCGACAGCGCCAACAAGAUCGCCAACCAGGCCGAGCGUGGCGCCUACAACACGGAGAUUGCCAAGACGGCUCCCGGCGAGGAUGCCCUCGCUCUUCAGCGCGCCAAGAUCCAGAACAAGGUCAUGAAGCUCACGGCCACCGUCUUGGGCCUGCAGGCCCAGCAGGCGCAGGGCCAGAACGUGACGGCCAAGCUUGAGGAGGAGACCAAGAAGCUCGAGAAGAACAUCGCCGACGACGUCGCCAACGCCGGCAAGCCCGCCACCGCCCUCAAGUUCAACGCCUCCACCGACAACCCGGCCGCCAGCGAGGUGCCCAAGGACGAGGCUCUGGCGACCAAGGCGGGCGACGUCGUCAAGCAGUCCAUCGCCCUCGCCGGCGGAGGCCAGGCCGCUGCCGGCAAGGGCAAGGGCACCGGCACGGGCGCCGGAAAGGGUGACGGCAAGGGUGACGGCAAGGGCGCCGGCAAGGGCGAUGGCAAGGGUGACGGCAAGGGCAAGGGCGGCGCCGCCGCCGCGAGCAAGGCCGCCGCCGGGGAGGAGGACGAGGAGUGA
Colletotrichum higginsianum IMI 349063 is the source of this 786-nucleotide messenger RNA. Its product is annotated as Small secreted protein. NCBI's taxonomy places the organism in Eukaryota, Fungi, Ascomycota, Sordariomycetes, Glomerellales, Glomerellaceae. The transcript has 2 exons. Bases 1 to 786 code for a protein of 261 amino acids. The record is from RefSeq and is a predicted model, not a curated record.